GAAUGGUGAUGAAGAUCGGAGAACGGAGACCGCAGACCGGAGACCGAAGGUUCUGAGACCCGGAGACCAGGUGCAGAGUCGCGAGCCUUGCAGUUACGAGGAGCUAGCCGCGGCAAGCGGAGCGCACAAAUCCAUCCGACUCCAGAAGCCAGCCCGUUUGUAAACGCCACCCAGCCACAAGAAUAUCGUAAUCUUCGUAAGAAAGCCGACGAAGUAGUUGUGGGAUCGGAACGGAUCGGAUCGGAGGCCAGAACCUAAACCAAAACCGAAGAUAAGGAAGGCGUUACAAUGCUGAACACCUUCAGUUCGGUGAGGCAGUACCUCAAGUUCGAUCUCACGCGGGUGAUCAUCGACAAUAUAGUGUUCAAGCUGCACUAUCGAUGGACCUUCGUAAUACUCCUGGUGGCCACGCUCCUGAUCACGUCCCGCCAGUACAUCGGGGAGCACAUCCAGUGCCUGUCCGACGGCGUCGUGUCUCCGGUCAUCAACACCUUCUGCUUCUUCACGCCCACCUUCACAGUGGUGCGUGACCAGAACCAGACAGCCUACAAGCCGGGCAGUGAGCCACCGGGAAUAGGGGCGUUUGAUCCGGAAACGGACAAGAUCAAGCGGCAUGCAUACUACCAGUGGGUGCCCUUCGUCCUGUUCUUCCAGGCGCUCUGCUUCUACAUUCCCCACUUCCUGUGGAAGAGCUGGGAGGGCGGCCGGAUCAAGGCCCUGGUCUUUGGCCUUCGAAUGGUGGGUCUGACCAGGUACCUGAAGAACGACAGUCUGCGCAUCGGCAAGCUGAACAUACCCUCGAUGGCGGAGGCGGAGGAGCGCGUCAAGGACAUACGUCGCACUAUGAUCGACAGGAUGCGGCUGAACCAAUCGUGGGGCGCGCACUUGGUCUUCGCGGAGGUGCUCAAUCUGGUGAAUCUUCUCGUGCAGAUUACAUGGACCAACCGCUUUUUGGGCGGCCAAUUCCUUACACUGGGACCACAUGCCCUGAAGAACCGGUGGUCCAAUGAGAUGAGCGUGCUGGACCUAGUCUUCCCGAAGGUCACCAAGUGCAAGUUCCACAAAUUUGGUGACUCUGGCUCCAUUCAGGUGCACGAUGCCCUCUGUGUGAUGGCGCUGAACAUCAUGAACGAGAAGAUCUACACCAUUUUGUGGUUCUGGUACGCCUUCCUCCUGGUCGUCACAGUUCUGGGACUGCUGUGGCGAGUCUUCACCCUGUGCUUCUACAGAAAUGUCACCUUUACCCGCUGGUCUCUCUAUUGGGCAAAGCCCGGCCAACUGGACGAGAAGGAAAUAUCGGCGGUGAUUGACAAGUGCAACUUCUCCAACUGGAUGUUCCUGUUCUUCCUGCGCACCAACCUCUCGGAGUUCCUGUUCAAGAAGGUCAUCUAUCACCUGGCCAGCGAGUUCCCCAAUCCCGAUCACGAUAACGAUAUCAACGCCUAUCGCGAGGCACCGCCCACGCCGCCCAAGAACCGUUAUCCGGACAUCAGUAGCCUGGACACGGUGGACUCGCCCCUCUUGCACCUUCGACACAAUGCCACGCCCUCUGCCGGCGGUACAGCGCCGCCCACUGGAGCGCAAGGGCCAACGACUUCGGAUAUGGCCAAGCUGCCUGUAUAAUUUAUGCAUUUCAAUUAACGCUAGGCAAUUAAUUAUUGGAGCUUUGUCUUGUUUACACCUGUUUUUUUUUUUGUUUAUAUAUGAUCAUUUCAUUUUAAAUAUAUUUAUUAUUAAGAGA
This is a messenger RNA of Drosophila teissieri, 1741 nucleotides long. It is a transcript of the gene Inx7, whose product is annotated as innexin inx7. Lineage: Eukaryota; Metazoa; Arthropoda; Insecta; Diptera; Drosophilidae. The coding region runs from base 289 to 1623 and encodes 444 amino acids. Gene Ontology annotation, biological process: phototransduction. The record is from RefSeq and is a predicted model, not a curated record. Gene Ontology annotation, molecular function: gap junction channel activity. The transcript is spliced from 3 exons. Gene Ontology annotation, cellular component: gap junction; plasma membrane.